Ceraceosorus guamensis is the source of this 1294-nucleotide messenger RNA. RefSeq lists its product as hypothetical. Bases 464 to 1294 code for a protein of 276 amino acids. The transcript is spliced from 2 exons. The record is from RefSeq and is a predicted model, not a curated record. NCBI's taxonomy places the organism in Eukaryota, Fungi, Basidiomycota, Exobasidiomycetes, Ceraceosorales, Ceraceosoraceae.
CGAUGCAUGCGCAACGAUGGUGAGCGUGUGCGCGUGAGGGGACCAGCACUUUCUGAGCUGGAGGGCGGCAUCUUUAGACACGAUCGCGAUGCGCGGACGGCGAGAGAGGGAAACGGAGAGCGGGAACGGAGGCGGAGGCGGAGACGGAGACGGAGACGGAGACGGAGACUUAUACAGGGACGGAGAGUUGUUCGGGGUGGUGAGAGGUGGCGUGGGCGCUGAUACGGUAGCUUGAGCCGCCGCGAUCGCCUAGAGGCAAUCUCGCGAGGUAUGAUUGUUCUGCCUACCGAAGCUCUACGCCAUUCGAGAGAGAUAUAAAGUGGGCGCCCCCUCACCCACCGCCAUUGUCGAUGUCCAGUUCCUCAUCACCGGCACACACACGCGCGCAAGCAUCUCCUCCAAUCUCAAGCCACAUCUCCAGCAGCUAGCUCGUACAUCACGCCACGCAAAACCGAUCGAAUCAAUGAAGAUUGUCAUCCUUGGAGCGUCUAGAGGAUGCGGACUCGCGCUCUUGAAGCGUCUAGUGUUCGAUGACGCAGCAGCAUCGCAGCACACCAUCCAUCUCCUCCUUCGCAACCCCUCCUCUUUCAGCCAACACCUCUGCACGCUAGGCAUGUCAUUGCCGUCCAGCGUACACCUGCAUCAAGCCGAUGCGCUCUCCAUCUCCUCUCUUUCUUGCGCCUUCCAAUCCAUUCGAAAACACGGCGGCAAGGUGGACCUGAUCGUCUCUUCGCUCGGAGCUGUGCCUGUUUUCGAGUGGAAGAGUGGACUGAAACCUCGACUGCAAGCAGGUUUGGAGAGGAUCUGCGCCGAUGGAACAAAGAACUUGCUCGAUGUGAUGCGGGACUCGACGGCCCCCACGCCCGCGUUGAUCGUGGUCAGUUCCAACGGUAUCGGCCAAGAAUCGCUAGAGAGGCUGCCUUGGAUUCUGAAAUUCUUCUAUCACCAUCUAUUGACCCAUCCGCAUGCCGACAAGCACGAGAUGGAAGAGCUGUUGCACAGAGCGUACGGACUGCACUCCGACGACUUUAACCCCAGCGCCAAAUCCAGCUCGGAGCGCUCCGCCGCGCCCUUUGAUCCUUCGAAGCUCCUCAUCGUUCGACCUUCCCUGCUGACCUCCGGUGCUCGGACCGGGAAAUACCGCAUUUCAGAGGCAGGAAGCACGUUGGACAGUGCGUGGACCAUCUCGAGAGAAGAUGUGGGUCACUUCAUCGCCGAGAGCAUCAACGAAAGCGCCGGCGAGGCUGGAUCAAACGCGCUCAAUAGGAGCGGAGCUUACGUGGUAAGCUACUGA